Molecule: messenger RNA, 2217 nt
Organism: Nematocida ausubeli
Lineage: Eukaryota; Fungi; Microsporidia
Exons: 1
Coding region: 1-2217 (738 amino acids)
Source: RefSeq, a predicted model, not a curated record
AUGAUUUUUUCAAAGAAAGUACAGAGACUUAUGGUUUUCUGCAGUAUGGCUGCCCUGGGGUGCAUAUCUAUGGGUAUGGCAUCUGAUGAACCUUCAUCCUCGCAGGCAACGCCUUCUUCAGGAAAAAGAACAACAACAAAUCUAUCAAAUCCUAUAGAAUCUAAAAAACAAAGGCAGGCGACAUCAACAGAUGUCCCAGCUGACAGUUUUAGUGCACUCAACCUGGAUAAUGAAACUGAAAAAAAGGCACCUAGACUCACUGAAAAAGACGUUUCUGACAUGGUAAAAAAGAGCAAGAAAGGAGAGACUAUAUGGAACUUCCUUAAGCAAGUUAUGGUCACAAAGACCGCAUGGGAAGACCGUCUUCCUAUUCUUGAGAAUAUGGAAAGACAAAACGACAUUUUCACUGUAUAUUCAGGAUACUACAGUGGUAUGAUGGAAGACCUGCAGAGAUACAUGGGGAGAAAUGCACCACAAAGCUAUAGUGCAGAGAAAAAAAGAGACUACGCUGUAAACAUGGCUACACUUGGGGAUAUCUUAAUAAGAAGGCCUAUAAGACUCCCAGACUACAGAGACAUAGCAAAGAUCAUGGGUCAAAUAAACAGAAAUGAGACAGAAGCAUUCAGAAGAAUCAUAGACACAUUCAUGCUUUACCCAGAGCUAUACUGUGACAUGAAAAAUCUCACAUUAGAGAAGAUAAAGAAGAUUCUUCAGCCAGGCACACAAGGCAGAAAUACUCCAUACUCAGAGAAAGAGCUAGAAGAGGCACUUGCUGUUGUCAGCUACUUAUGGAAAACAGUAAGGUACUACAAUGACUCUACAGACAGCAGCAAACAAACCUGUGCAUCAGUCUCAAAUGAGGCUGUAGCUGGUCUUAAGAGUGUCCUAGCAGCAAAAGGUAUUAAUGUAGACAGUAUAACUGAAGAAUCCAUUGGAACUAUCUACAAGGCAGUUUAUGAAGCAGUCACUGUAUUUUACACUUCCAUUGCAGCUAUGUCACACAAGGAAAAGCAGGCACUACUUGGUCUAAAAGGCACUGAAGUCUUUAGGGCCCAGAAGUACUUAAAGUACCAAGCAAACAUUGUUUCAUCAAAAGACAACAACGGUACUGAAAGAUAUCUUGUUAAUACACAUGACAUUAGUGAGGUAGUUAACAGGUGGGAAACAUGCGUCUCAGAAACCAGCCACUUCCACAUUCAUUACAUAGACAAUGAAAAGCAAAGUCUCAAAAGAAUGUGUAUUCCAAGGUACAACGUAACUGGUGGAAAUUCACAAGAAUCAGUGGAUGUCCAUCCAAUAAGCUAUGUAAUUGACUACAUAAGAAGAGUGAACAGAAUUAAGAAAGAAACUGUUUAUGCAAUGAAAACAUUCCAUAACUCAAACAAGUGGUCAUUAGUCUCUGAUGACGAGAAAAACAAAACAAUUGAAGAGAUGAAUAAGGAGCACUACACUGUAGUAUUCUACAGAAUGGAGAAAAAGAUACAGGACAAUUACUUCAUAUGUGCAAGAUUCACAUCCAAACUAUCACAAGGUGAAUACAGUCCAGAUAGACAACCAAGACUUCAAAUUCCUCUUUUCAUCUCUCCCCUUCAUAGAUCUGCCAUGAAGCUGCUGUCUCCAUUCGUGGAGGAGCACUCAGAGCCCAAACUAGUCUCCCUGAAUGAUCUGCAGAAUGAAGGAGUAACACCCUCCACAUACAUGCACUCAUCAAGUAACGAAAGAAUGACAGAUACUACUCUGCAGGCUGCAGAGACAGGCUACUACACAGAACUGUACAUCCAUGAUGAAGAAGAAAAGGAAAGGGUUUGCUACACUUUAGAGCCAACAUCCACUCCAAUUGAUGGAUCUGGAAAGGGAUGCCUCACUUGGUACGUCAGAAUGGAUGAAAACCCAGAGGAAUACGAGCACUACUUAAUGAAAAAUGAAGGAACUUCUGCAGAUAAAUUAUACUACAGAAAGUUCUUCAUUAAUUCACUAAACAAGACUAUGUUCCCAUCUAUGUACCAGGUGAAUGGUGUGUGCUGUGCAUACAGCCAGUCCAAGGUAAAUCUCACAGUUCUUUUCUGCAAAAACAUGAUAGAAUAUGCAACGUACAAGGCCAAUCUAUUCUAUGAUGAAAAAGACCUGCCACACCUCAUGGCAAUCAAGGCCAGAAAUCACACUAAGUCCAGUCUUGGUGUGAACAAUGACAUACUUAAGAUUAUGCUUGCGCAAUAA